This is a messenger RNA of Rattus norvegicus (Norway rat), 957 nucleotides long. Lineage: Eukaryota; Metazoa; Chordata; Mammalia; Rodentia; Muridae. The record is from RefSeq and is a predicted model, not a curated record.
UUCUGUCCCUGGAUCCAGCUCAGCUUUCUCAGUCCGGUGCUGGAGGUUCUACGAAGUCAGCCGCAACCUGGUUUACCUAGACCCAAAUGAGCAUUCACAGGCCACGCGACCCUCCACUCCCGGUGCAGACCCUUCUAAGCUUGGUCUCGCCAGCUGAUCCAUUGUUAACCGGAGUUUAUUAAGCCCACCUCAUCUGUCCCGAGUUUACCUAGCCCUUACCGGAACCUUCUGGGCGAGCUCUGCCUCCGCGUGGGAGCGGGUGACCCAACUCCCCACAUCUCUUCACUGCUGCCCUUCAACUGACUUCCACAGUUCAGACCCUUGGAGAGGGUGGGAGAUGAGAGCUCAGCCCUAGAUGUGGGAACUGCAACCUGCUGUAUGUAGAGAUGGACAGCAGACAGCAGCGCCCCCAGAGGAAGACGCUACAGUGGCAGCUUGCUCAAGAGCAAAGGCAACAGUCUCCCCAGCAGGGGCUUUCAGCAGCCUCCAGCCAGCCAGACACCAAGAGCAAGCCUCCGGAGGACCUGCAGACCCAAGACUGGGUGUGUGAGCCUCAGGAGCACAGGCGCCCAGGUACCUCCUGGAAUGUCAGCAUCGAUGAGCGCAGGCAUCUGGCCAUGCUGCGUAUGGAGGAGAGGACAAACCCAGCCAGGGACCCAUUCAGAAAUGUGCUGGGCCUGCAUCUGGAGGACCAGCAGACUGAGCCCUCCCCACCGACCCAGCCUGUCCCAGACCUUUCCUUCCAGGCCGGUGAAAAUGUGGUGAGGGACAUCACACAGCUGGUGGCAGAGAUGAUGUCCGAGGGUAUAGAGAGAGACGUACUCCUCCCUCACCCCCUUAGACCUACAGAGUACUCCAACGCCUUACAGGACUUCUUGGCCCGGAAUGCGCCCCUUUGGAAGAAUGAGAAUUCUUCAAGGUUGCCCCACCCCUAAGAAGGAUCUCGGCUUAGCCCUG